AUGGAAACUCGACCACUUGUUGCCCACCCUUGGCGGCCUCGGCCAUCUCGCCAUUCGGUCUACAUCCGGCGAGUCUGGACCAUAGCAUACCCUUUCUUUGUUGCCUUUUACGUUGUCACGAUUGUUGUUCUCUCCCUAUCCGGCGUUCGUGCCACAAGAGGACGUGUUUCUUUCCUAGAUCCCGCCCCUGAACCCCAAGACAACCCAAUCUCCUUGCAAGAAGCCUACCAAGCCCUUCAAUGCCACACCCAACAACAAACAGCCACUCUCCUAUCCUUGAGCCCUGCUGGGCUUCUCGGAGCUGACCAGGUCUACGCAGGGAACGUGAUGCUGGGCUUGGGCAAGUUGCUCGUGGGCAUCGCGGCGUUGCUCACUUGGAUUGGAUUUUGGGUCAUCGACAAGGAGAAAUAUCCCUUGUGGGCGAUGGACCUCUUGAGCUUGACUGGGGCCCUGACAGUGCUGUGGCUUUCGUGGGGAGGUUUGGAUGCCGUGAUGUUCGUGAGCAUGUCAAGCCACUACGUCACACCUCUAGAAUCCUCCCAUACCCACGCAUCACAUCGUUUUUGUGGUAGCUUUGAGCGCAGAUUUAAGAUAGUUACUGGAUUGAAGAAGCCCCAAUGGAGACCGACCGAUGCGUUUCUCAAUGAUCGUAAUCCAUAUCACAGUUUUGUGAUGGCCUUUUCCAACCACAGCGAGCGGUAUCGGACUGUCGGUGUCUGGUUUAUUCUUACGACCGCUCGUCUGGCUGGUCAUCUUCAGGGGGUGCUUCGGCUUUUCUUUGAAUUGCCCGCGAAGGCAUUGCGGUUGAGCACUACUGGUAGAGGUGCUUGGGAAUGGUCUUGGAGCAGUAAAAGAGAUGUCGCUCGUGAGAUGCUUCUCCUUGCGGUAUCUAUUAUGAUGUGA
Molecule: messenger RNA, 903 nt
Organism: Neurospora hispaniola
Lineage: Eukaryota; Fungi; Ascomycota; Sordariomycetes; Sordariales; Sordariaceae
Exons: 6
Coding region: 1-903 (300 amino acids)
Source: RefSeq, a predicted model, not a curated record